Messenger RNA from Oldenlandia corymbosa var. corymbosa, 2415 nucleotides. The record is from the annotation of a GenBank genome assembly. Lineage: Eukaryota; Viridiplantae; Streptophyta; Magnoliopsida; Gentianales; Rubiaceae.
AUGGAGAACAAUGAAGACACUGGUAGCCCUGGAUGGGGUGCUUCAUUCUUCAUGCAGACAACUGAAGACGUUGCAAGGGCUGUUGCAGCAGCAGCAGCUGCUGCAGUUGCUGCUCGUUCACCACGCCCCUCGGUGGUGUAUUCAUCAAAGGAUGAAAGUGGAAGCCAGCUUCAGAAACUUCAGAAUCAAGUGUCUAGAUUACUUAAAGGCUUGUCCAGUCCUCCUGAAGUAAAAAGUGGAAACUACAACCCUGAAAUCCUAACCAGCCAAAAACGUCAAUGGGCUAGCUUUCAGUUGCAGUCCCUGGACCACAAAAUUUGGAAAGAGCCAUCUAGGCUGUUUGAGAGCAUGGUUGUUGUCGGGCUUCAUCCUCACUGUGACAUUCAAGCCCUUCAAAAUCUUUACUUUGCUAGAAAAUUUGAAGGUUCGGGAAGAUUUCGCAGUGCGCUCAAUGGUCACCAUCAAUCCCGUGUCGAACCAAACCUAGAGCCGCAGGUUUUAUUUGUCUAUCCGCCGGAAAAGCAGCUGCCUCUGAAGUACAAGGAUCUGUUAUCUUUCUGCUUUCCUGCAGGAGUAGAGGUUCACGCCAUUGAGAGAACUCCAUCUAUGAGCGAGUUGAAUGAGAUACUUCUGGGCCAAGAACACCUUAAGCAGAGUGACUUGUCCUUUGUAUUCCGGUUGCAGGUGGCUGAUGACUCAACACUCUAUGGUUGUUGUGUUUUGGUAGAAGAAAUAGUGCAAAAGCCAUCUGGAUUAAUUUCUAUGAUCUCAGAUGGGCAACCUUGCAAUUUAGGUUUGAGCCGCCAUAUCUUAACAACACGGCGUUGUUACUGCAUCCUUUCCAGGCUUCCAUUUUAUGAAUUACAUUUCGGUGUGCUAAACAGCAUUUUCACUGAAGAGAGGUUGGAACGGUUAACAAAAAAUAUUGGUGACCUAGAUUUAGAAUUGGGCUGUGAUAAAGAAGACACUUCAGAAGAGGAGUCUGGAAGUACUUCACUGGAAGAUAGGGCUCAAGGCAUGCUGAAUGGGGUUGUAGAAACUUCUCAGUCAAGUUUAAGUGAUUCCAUUCCUGGAAGAGUUAUAGAUGAUGGUUCUCACUUGGAUCACCAGCUUUUAGAGGGGGAUGUUCUCACAUCAAAGAGAAGUGACGAUGGGGCCGCUGAGGCUCUGGUUGAAUCUGAUACGGGGAAAUGUCAUGCUAAAACAGAACCUGUGGUUGAGUUGAUUUCUGAAGUGUGUGAUGCAUCUGGUGAUGAUUUUGUAAUAAACAAGCCACCUGCCGAAAGACGGUUACCUGAUGCUGUAUUGCCCCUUCUACGUUAUCAACAGUAUGAAAGCUCUGAAUCUUCUUCGAGUUUCCAGGACUCACCUGCCGAAGGUAGAAACUUUAGAGGUGAUGUUGAUGAAACAGAGAUGGAAGAGCCGUCCUUCUCUGGCCAGGAUCAUUCCAGUGAACACAAUGAUAUUCUUGAGUGGGCUAAGGCCAACAAUCAUGGAUCGUUGCAAAUUAUAUGUGAAUAUUACCAGCAACGGUGUCCCUCCUAUGGUUCAACUAUUAGAUUCCAUCCUCUGGAGCAUCUUCAUCCUUUAGAAUAUCAUAGAAUCGAUGAAACAAAUCUACAAGUUGCCGGAUCGACAAUUGAUCUGAAGUCGUGCACUACUAGCUUGGAAUUAGCUGAGGCUCACUGUGCUCUAAUGGCGGAGGAGGAAGCUAAUGCAUUAUCUGUAUGGGCUGUUGCUUCCUUAUGUGGCUCCUUGCGUCUUGAGCAUGUCUUAACUCUCUUUGCUGGAGCCCUGUUGGAGAAACAAAUUGUGAUGGUCUGUUCGAAUCUGGGAAUAUUAUCUGCUGCAGUUCUUUCAAUCAUCCCCCUGAUUCGUCCUUACCAGUGGCAGAGUUUGCUGAUGCCGGUUUUACCGAAUGAUAUGUUGGACUUUCUGGAUGCGCCUGUUCCUUAUAUUGUGGGUGUGAAGAACAAAACCUCUGAGGUGCAGUCAAAGUUGACAAAUGUCAUUGUUGUUGACGUAAACAAAAACCAGGUUAAGUCCCCAUCUAUACCAAGCCUACCCCAACAGAAGGAACUAUAUCAGGCCUUAAGUCCUUACCAUGCGAAACUUGUGGGGGAAAGUUACUUAGGGAAGAAAAGGCCGAUUUAUGAAUGUACAGAUGUGCAGGUUGAAGCUUCCAAAGGUUUCCUAUCAAUUUUGAGGACAUAUUUGGAGUCUCUCUGCUCGAACCUCCGUUCUCACACAAUCACGAACGUGCAAUCAAAUGAUGAUAAGGUAUCUUUGCUUUUGAAGGAGAGUUUCAUAGAGUCUUUCCCUAGUCGUGACCGAGCUUUUAUGAAGCUUUUUGUAGACACACAGCUAUUCUCGGUUCAUACGGAUUUUGUACUAUCCUUCUUCCAAAAGGAGUAG